AUGCCGGCUCGCACCCACGCCCUCGCUUCGCUGCGGCGCUACUCGACCAGCGCGCCCCGCGACCCGCACUACCGCCUCAAGGCCUCGCUCGCCACCGGCUACGUCGUGUCGGCGCUCGCGCUGCCGUUUGUGCCGCCGCUGCUGGAGACGCGCCGGGCGAAGGCGGACGGCAGCGAUUUGACGCGGGAGAAUGUGUACUGCUCGAGUCAGUUUCAUCAGUGUGCUCGCUGA
Molecule: messenger RNA, 231 nt
Organism: Ascochyta rabiei
Lineage: Eukaryota; Fungi; Ascomycota; Dothideomycetes; Pleosporales; Didymellaceae
Exons: 2
Coding region: 1-231 (76 amino acids)
Source: RefSeq, a predicted model, not a curated record